Arachis stenosperma is the source of this 1029-nucleotide messenger RNA. RefSeq lists its product as uncharacterized. The transcript is spliced from 2 exons. The coding region runs from base 1 to 1014 and encodes 337 amino acids. The record is from RefSeq and is a predicted model, not a curated record. NCBI's taxonomy places the organism in Eukaryota, Viridiplantae, Streptophyta, Magnoliopsida, Fabales, Fabaceae.
AUGUCUUGGUUUCUUGUGAUAUUGUUACUUAGUCAAAUAUGUGGUUGUUGUCUUUCUGAGUCUGGCCAUGACAAGAAACCUUCCUCAGCUGUUGUGGUUGGCACUGUUUAUUGUGACACAUGUUUUCAACAGGAUUUCUCCAUGGGUAGCCAUUUCAUUUCAGGUGCAUCAGUUGCUGUAGAAUGCAAAGAUGGGAUCACAGAACCAAAAUUCAGGAAAGAAGUGAAGACAAAUGAUGCUGGAGAAUUCAGAGUUGAACUACCUUUCUCAGUGAGCAAACAUGUGAGAAGGAUCAAAGGGUGCAGUGUGAAACUUUUAAGUAGCAGUGAGCCUUAUUGUGCUGUGGCCUCAGCAGCAACUUCAUCUUCGAUACGCCUCAAAUCAAGGAAGCAAGGAUUACACAUAUUCUCUGCUGGUUUCUUCUCAUUCAAGCCUCUUAAACUACCAAACCUAUGCAACCAAAAACCAAGUCUUCAAAACACAAACAAAAAGGUUCUUGGUUCUGUCAAAGAAUUCUUUCUUCCUCCAAAUAUUGACCCUUCAUUUCCAUCUCCAUCUCAAGAUCCAAACACACCUGGUUCUUUUCUUCCUAUUCUUCCUCCCCUCCCUACACUACCUAAGCUUCCUCCAUUGCCACCCUUGCCGCCUCUUCCGGGAAUAUCAACACCAAGGCCAGAUAAGACUAAAACUUCUAGAAACGUUGAGUCUUUAGAUCAGAAAUUGGCUGCACCAGAAGACUUUAUUUUACCUCCUAACCCACUUCUACCACCUCCUACUGAUUCCAACCCAUUUCAAUCACCACCAUUGAUCCCCAACCCAUUUCCUAACCCGUUGCAGCCACCGGCUUCUCCACGUUUCCCCAACCCAUUUCAACCUCCACAAUCACCAUUCUUUUCACCGCCACCAGUGCCAGGAUUUACUACUCCAUCACCCUUUCCUUUCUUUCCAUUGCCCCCUUCACCUAGCAUCCCUGGCGCACCACCUGCUUCAUCUACAAAGGAUGCAUCUCCUUAAUUGGACAUAUAUAUA